Daphnia pulex (common water flea) is the source of this 1881-nucleotide messenger RNA. RefSeq names its product trypsin-1-like. The record is from RefSeq and is a predicted model, not a curated record. Gene Ontology annotation, molecular function: serine-type endopeptidase activity. Lineage: Eukaryota; Metazoa; Arthropoda; Branchiopoda; Diplostraca; Daphniidae. The transcript has 8 exons. Bases 467 to 1648 code for a protein of 393 amino acids. Gene Ontology annotation, biological process: proteolysis.
UGGCGCAACAUAUUAGGCCAGACGGCCAAAUAAGAAGUUGCCCCUAAACAAGGCGCGCACGGCAUUCAAAAGUGGAUUUAUUUUUUGUGUGAAGGAGGGAUGGACUUGAGUUUCACACUACAUUUUCAUUGCGGUUUUGUCAUCCCGUCACGAAAAAAGAAAAAGAAAAGAAAAAAAAACUUGUUCAACUGAACUUUUCACUGCCGUAACGCCAAUCGAUCAACAGCCCCGAACAGCCCAAGAAGAGACCGGAGUAUAACCUAACCUAAACAAACACAUCUUAGCCCCUCAGCACUUGCUGCUUCGUCAGUCGUUGGAAAGACCUCUCAGUGUGUGAUAGCUCAGUUCCGUUCCAGUUGUCGGUAUCGUUGAUUUGACUUCAAUCAUUCCAUGCAUAAUUGUUACUCUGUUUUUACACAAUCUUACAGUAACAGUAUUUUUUCAAGAGAAACACUGAAGAGUGUCCAUGAUUCUAGUCAGACCGUUAGUUGUCGCCUUUUUAGCGGCCGCCCUUCUAUUGGGAUCCGAAUCGGUCAACGGGCGUAUCUAUCAAACGGAUGAUGCCAUUAUUGUCGAAGCCGAAGACCACGACCGGGACAAAAACAGUGGAGAAUUAAAAAUCCCAUUUUGGUUCGAGAGUAACUACUUUAAAACCAACGGUAGCAGCAGCAGCAAUGAUGUUGAACAGACAACCCAGACAACCCAGACAACCAGUUUGACAAACAGCUCUUUGGGGAUGGUCGAUCUAUUUGAUUCCAAUGUUACGACAACUACAACCAGCACCACCCCAACCACCACGACAACAGUUACGACAACAACGACAACAACAACAACAACAAUGCCUUUCGUUGAGGAAGAGCCCGUCUUUCCGGAAUCCAGCUGCGGAGUUGGACCUGCUAAAACGUUAACUAUGGAAGAGCAGCGUAUCGUUGGAGGGACCGAGGCCGUUAAGAAUUCUUGGCCCGGAAUUGUAGCCCUGAAAAAGAACGGGACAUUUAUUUGCGGAGGGUCUUUGAUUGCCCGGAACAAAAUCCUGACAGCGGCUCACUGUGUGGUUGCAAUCCCGCAAAGGGAAGUUAAACUUUUGACCGUCGAGCUGGGAAUUCACUCUCUACUUCCAUCGAAGAAAGCCGGCGUAAUAACGAAAAAGGUUCGUCGAAUGACACGCCACAGGAGAUUUAAUCCGAGAACGUUUUUCAACGACAUAGCCAUUCUGACGUUGGAAUCGAACGUGGAUUACAAGUCGACCAUUUCACCCGUUUGCUUGCCUUCGGCAAAUUCCAAUGCUGAACAGUAUGCUGACAAAGAUGCUACCAUUAUUGGAUGGGGGACGUUAAUUGAAGGGGGAUUUCAAUCGGCAGUCUUGCAACAAGUGACGGUUCAGUUGAUGACCAACGCCAAAUGUCAAUCGUUUUAUGCUGGAAAAGACAAAAUCUUCGACCACAUGAUGUGUGCCGCUGCUCCCGGCAAAGAUUCAUGUCAGGGUGACAGCGGUGGCCCCUUACUCGUCCAACCUUCGCCCGGAUCUCCUUGGAUCCAAGCCGGCAUCGUCAGUUGGGGAAUCGGAUGCGCCAGACCAGAAUAUCCUGGCGUCUUUAUCAGAGUGGCGUCCUUCUUGAACUGGAUCCGAAGGAACACGCGCUCGUGAAUCUUCCACAACAACGCUUGUUUAUUCACACAAAAAGGAUCCCUUAUUUGCAUAGAAACAUGAUUGUGAUUGAAACGUUUCUUUUUCUGGUUACAUAUUCAUAUUCAUAGCAACGAUAAAAAAAUAUCGGCGCAUGAAAUGGCGGAACCGUUAUUUAUUUAUUUAAUAUUAUUAUGAAAGCAUUAAAUUAAUAAAAAUAUAAAUUGUGAGUAGCAUAUAUUCGAUUUCAGUAA